CAUAAAGGCAACCAUUGAGAAAUAUAAGAAGACUUGCGCAGGGAGUUCAAACCCCGGAUCCCUUGUAGAGGUUAAUUCACAUCAAUACUAUCAACAGGAAUCAGCGAAAAUGCGCCACCAAAUUCAGCUUUUGCAAAAUUCAAACAGGCAUUUAAUGGGGGAUGGUUUGAGUUCUCUUAAUUUAAAGGAGUUGAAGCAACUUGAAAACCGACUUGAAAGAGGCAUCACAAGGGUCAGAUCAAAGAAGCAUGAGCUGCUCUUUGCAGAAAUUGAGUACAUGCAGAAACGAGAAGUGGAACUUCAAAAUGACAAUAUGUACCUCAGGGCCAAGAUAGCAGAUAACGAAAGAGCACAGCAGGCAAAUAUUGUGCAAGCAGGAGUUGAUUUUGAGAGCAUUCCAAGCUUCGACUCUAGGAAUUACUAUCACAUCAACAUGUUGGAAAGUGCAUCUCAUUACUCACACCAUCAAGAUCAAACAGCCCUUCAUCUUGGCUAUGAGACAAAAGCCGAUCAGUCUGCAUAAUAAUGUACUAAUUAUGCGAGCUUUACAAAAACUACUAGUCUUUGUCACUUGUAUUGAUAAAGUUAUGAUUUGAGUUGUGAUUUGGUGUUAUAAGGGGUGUGUAUUUCAUGUAACUACCACAUACUCACUUUAAAUAAUUAAUAGGAGCAAAUGACAUAUAUAAUGCAGCAUAGUUAAGUUUU
Molecule: messenger RNA, 705 nt
Organism: Phalaenopsis equestris
Lineage: Eukaryota; Viridiplantae; Streptophyta; Magnoliopsida; Asparagales; Orchidaceae
Product: floral homeotic protein AGAMOUS-like
Biological process (GO): positive regulation of transcription by RNA polymerase II
Cellular component (GO): nucleus
Molecular function (GO): protein dimerization activity; DNA-binding transcription factor activity, RNA polymerase II-specific; RNA polymerase II cis-regulatory region sequence-specific DNA binding
Source: RefSeq, a predicted model, not a curated record